CGCGGCGCCGGCGGGGGCAGGAUGGCGGCGCCGCGAGUGCUGAGGUGCUGGUGGCGGCUGACGCCGGGCCGCCGGAUCAGCUGCUGUCCCGCUCCGCUCUGCCGAGGCCUAGCGCUGCCGAGGCUCUCGCCGGCUCCUGCCGUUGUAAUUGGCCGACGGCUUCGGUGGGCAUCGUCCUUCUCCCAGCCGGGCCCGACGGAGAGUCAGCCCAGCGAAGGACAGGUCUUCCUGAGCGAGAGCUGCGUAAAGAGGCUGCUGGAGAUCACAGAAGGCUCAGAGUUUCUCAGGCUGCAGGUGGAAGGAGGUGGCUGCUCUGGAUUCCAGUACAAGUUUUCCUUGGACACAGUUAUCAAUCCUGAUGACAGGGUGUUUGAACAAGGUGGUGCCCGUGUGGUCGUGGAUGUGGACAGCCUGGCCUUCGUGAAAGGCUCCAUGGUGGACUUUAGCCAAGAGCUGAUUCGCAGCUCCUUCCAGGUGGUGAGCAACCCCCAGGCAGAGAAGGGUUGCUCAUGUGGGACUUCCUUCUCUGUCAAGUUCUGAUUGGACUUCCCAUGGGUGGUGGACACUGUCUGCAGAUACUUUCUGACAGCCUUCAGAGGAUUUUUUGCUCAUUCUUUUCCCAGCUGCUCCCUCUCGUCUCCAUUAACCUGUAACACAGCAGUUACUCCUGACUCCAGCUGUGUGUGUCUCUGCACUGAGCCCAUCUCCAAGACUUGUUGGCCUUCUCUUAAACAUGAAGUAGCCAAGAGCACACACACGGGAGCAUCUUCAGCGCCUUGUAAGCCACCUGCCAGGUGGUGCUGACUUGCCUGCCCAGUCUUGGAUGUGAAACCACUUCACUGCUUGUCUCUGGCUGUAUAUAUGUGUGUUUAUCAUUCUUAGUGAAAAAAAAAGUCCUUGAGAUGGAUUGGUAUUGCUUAUGCAUUCCCAUGUGGGUAGAAUCUGAGUUCUUUCAGGCUACUGUUGCUUAUCCCUUGUUUUCCAGCUGGGUAGGACUUGGAGUCUCUCUGCCAUGCACUUCUCAGUGUGCCUGUCUCUCCAGUCCUCAACUCACUGGAGGCCUUUCCAGAUACUUUGCUAUUCUCUUAACCAGAAGCCUUCUCUUGGUCCCAGAAAUGUGUAGGGGUUUUGCUGUCAGGCCCUGGGAUGAAAGUUUUUACUCAUUCAGAGUAAGUGAAGCUAAAAAAUUAAGUUGGGAAGAAUUAAUAGCUAAUUUAUUAAAAAAACCCCAAGUUAUAUAUAUAAAUAAAACAUACAGCUCUCCACUCCCAAGUACUAUUUUAGGCUUUUUCUAAACUUGACUAGGAAUUUUGUGUCAUGCAAACUCUCGGGUUUCAUAGUGUAUCUGCUGCCUUCCCUUGGCAACAGGAAGGGAAGCUCAGGUGGCAGAGCAGAAUCAGGAGUACUGCUUAAGGCUCUUCAGUCCUUUUGACUGAGUUAUCUGAAAAUCUUUUCAGUAACUUGCUUCACUGUUUAAUGUCUAUCUAACUUGUACCUGGUUUGAUGAAAGAGUGAAAUAUCUCCUUUCCUUUCUGUAACUCUCAUGGAAUGGGAAAUCUGGAAGUUUCCUGAAUAACUUCCUUUUGAUUAGUUGCUUUCUGUAGCUUUUUAUCUGCCACUAGAUGUCUUUUAAAUCAAAGUGAUUCACCUGCUUCUGGGCAAAAGGAAAGAUGGGGAAGCUAUUUUUGUUCCCUCGUGUUUUAACUGAUCAUAACCAAAUUGUCUUAAGACAUGAGUCUUUCGUGUGAGUGUGGGAGCACGAGCACUGCAAGACUUUGGUCUCAAGGAGACGCUUGUGGCAAACUAUGAGCUUUUCAAGGCUCCCUGCCAUAGGCAUUUUUGUUGUGAAGCAUCCCAAACGCCUGUCUAAACUAAUCAGCUGUGCACCUGCACAGCAUUGAUUUGCCUGUUGAUUUCUAGUGCUCAGAGAGUUGAUAGCAUGCUAGUUUUAGUUUCAUCCAUAGAUGUUACAGGAGUUCGUGUGUGAUCUGCUGUGGUUUGUCAUAUGGAUGGGAUUUGGAGCAGCAACUCUUUUGGUUCAGCUGUUGUUAUUUCCAUUUCCUGCAGUCAACAAGGUCCACCUAGUUACGGUGCUGCCGGGGGGGAGCAGGAUGGAGCAGUUCAUUUUGCACAAGAGAGUAAAAGGAGGGAAUUAAAAGACUUGUCUAAACCCCUGCAGGAUGGUUUGGCCCUACUCUUACGUUCCCAGAUCUUGAAUGUGAUGUCGGGUAGAACUGCCUUUGAAAGUGUGAGAUCUAAAAGUUUGCAUAGGUAGAAGACAUUAGAUGAACUCAAUUUCUUUCAGCUGGCAUAACCAAGCAAUGAAGCCUGGCAGGAGGAAUUGCUUUCUGAACCACAAAGUACAGAUUUGCCCAUGAUCCAUUUCACACAGUCUCACCUUGGCUAAAUCUCUUUUGACGUCUUUUAUGGGGAAUAACAGAAGGUCAGCAGUAGUGCUGGGGAGCUCCCGAGGCGUCUGUCCCUACUCUGAGGCCUGCCUUUGUCCCAGGGAAGCACACAGCCUCCAGAUGGGAUUACUGCUUUUACUGAAUGUAAACGUGCCGUGUCCGCCUGAGCUAGCCAGGGCCCACCUGCCUUCCCUUGCUCUGCCCGGAUGAAGUAAAGCAAGGCAGCGCCGUGCCUGUGGAGUGCCGCCCCUCGCUCCCCAGCACCGCGCGGGAGAUGAGGACACGCGCUCUGCCUGCCGCUCUGGCAGUACUGCUCUAACCGCACUAGGUGGACCCCUUACUCCUUGGGAGCUGCUGCGCUGGACAUCCAAGGCGUUUCAGCUUCCAUCAGGGGUGAGGUUGGAUCUGCUCUGUGAAGGACCUUGGCAAGAGCAAAAGUUUCUUUGCUGCUGCCUGUUUUGGAGGCAGGCUGGAGCUGAGUUGGUCUGGUAUUGGCAGCAGCGUGGUCUCUAGAUCAGAGAAGCUGCUAGGAGCUGGAGAGGUUCCAGCUGCACCACAUGCUGCUCUUGGCCUCCUACUCCUGCUUCCUGGGAGCAGCUGGAAUCUGCUGUCCCAAGCUACUGGCCUUCCAGUUCCUAGCAGGGGAUGGGUGCAAAGGGCUGUCUGUCACCUCCAGAGUGCUCCUGACUAUACAUUUUAAAAGCUUGUCACUUCAUCAGAAGUGGAAAUCUGCUGUCCGUGUUAGGAAGUCGCCAAAAGGGAGUGUGUUAGCACAGAGGGGUGAAAGUCCCCUUGGUGAAUUUUAUCUCUGUAAUCUGAAAGGGCCAGAUCCUGGCAUCUGUGGUAGGGAGAAAAGAAUCCUGUCAAGGAUUGUACACUGAACAGUCUUAGGGGGCAAAGAUGGCACCUUGCUCUAGGCUAUGGGGCAAGACCAGCGGCACCAAGAGAAGGGUGUGGAGGAUUGGAGAGGGGAUUUGGCUCUGCCUGGGCUGCAAGGAGCUUCCAAGGUGUGCCUGUGAGGGGUCUGUGGGGUGAGGGUAGGUGGGAGCCUUUGUACUGAGCUCCUGAGAAAAAGGAGUACAGAGCUGGAGGUGCCGCCUUCGCUUAAUGGCACAUGAGAAACUGCAGUGGAAAAUCUUUCUCUGCUCCCACAUGAAGAAGGAGGAUUCUCUCAGUUCACCCACCUGACAAGGAAUGAAUGAUCAAGAAGGAUAUUUAUGGAAAGAUCUGUUAAGAUGAAACUUAAGGGGAAAGGGCAUCAUUGCCAAUGUCCCUUACAGACAGGUAGAAGAGGAUGGAAUAGAAAUCCUCACCUUGGUGAGUGCUCGUUGGAGCUCUGCAGGGACUGGUUAGUAGAAGACAAGCACAUCCUCUGCCUGGGACUCAGUUCUUCACAUUUGGGUAUCUACCAUUGCCCAUCAGCUGUGAGUCUGCGUCCUGGUGUGGAGCCAGGCAGUGGUAGAGAAAUGGGUGAUUUUUGUCAUGCCCCUUUUCUUGUGGUUUAGGGGUAUGCAUGGGAGUGCUGUGCUCACCCAGCUGGGCUUUGUGGCACCACCUGUGGUGAGCUGGGAAGACAGCUAGGGGUGAGAAGCCAGUAUCCCUCAGGUGCCUCCUUCCUUCUGCCGUAGGGCUUGCCUGAAGCCAGCACCUGCAGAGAAAUCACCGAGUGGUGGAGGAGGCAGUCACAGGGAGGCAGAAGUGCACAAAAGAAAGCUUCUCUUGUCUGUAUCCUACACUGUGAAGGCAAACACUUUUGUAUCAAGGCUGUCUUAAACCUUGCAAGCAUUUCAAACCUCUGACAGCAGGAAGGAAAAAACCCAGUGGUAUAAACCUGCUGUUCACACUGUUAGCUGGGACUGGCCAGAGGAGUUCACUGAAUUCAGAGCAGGCAUGCUGUAUUUCCAGGAUGAGCUGCUGCAACACGUGCUUGAGGACUGAAGCACACACUGUGCCAGCAAGCGCAGCAGUCAGGUCAUCGGCAGAGGGUAUCAUAGGAUGUGCACCACUUUGGUGCUUUAUUCUCCUUGCCUGUUCUCUUGCCUGUGGGGCAAAGCUCUCACCCAGCGUUCACCCUGCUUCUCUGGAAUGGGCUGUAGCUGCUGGGGAGAUGGGCAGCAGGGGGAGGGAUAACCUUGGCCUAAUGAUGUGUUUGGUACCACUCUCAUCCAGCCUGGAGAGUGAGCCACGAUUCAUGGAGACAGCACUGGCGAGAGUAACCUGCAGCAACCUCUACUGUAUCAAAUGCUUAUCCCCAUUUGAAUCCCCAAACCAAAUGUUAGGGGCUCGAUGUAGGAUGUAGGUGCAGUUUGGCUCUUGCUGGGUUCUGAGGAAUGUUUGCUCUGUGUGGUUUCCAGGUUUAGGCUGCAGUUGGCUUGGAUUUGUGCAGAUGCCCGCCCAGGACACUGUAGCUGGUGGGUUUAGCACCCAGGCAUGGACGGGCAGGCAGUGGUGAGGCAGCCCAGGCUGCUGCUGACAGCAAGCUGGGCUGUUACUACCAGCUGUGAUUCCUGGCCCCGCGGGAGCCCUGUGCACGGUGCUUCCUGCCUCUGGCCUACCCGCCGCUUGCACAGCUCUUAAUAUUUCCUGCUUGAGCAAUAAGAGUUUAUGGCCCUAGUCUUUGUGGUUGAUUAGAGCCCAAGUUUGUGCCCCUGUUUUAAUCAGUGCUCAUUUACCUUUGGCAUCCUUCAGAGGAACAGAAUGGUAUGUCUUUCAGUUGCCAUGGAAACAGUGAGACUAAAUGCACAUUUCCAUGGCAACCUGCCAUUAUCUUCAGCUCUAUCUGUGGGUCUCAUUUUCUGACCAUGGGGGUGGGGAUGGUGAAAAUGGAACUUCAUCUCUUAAAAAUUAAAACAAAAAAGAAAAGGAAAAGAGAGAUGCUACCACCACCAGCAGCACCAUCAUCACCACCCCUGCUCCUCCUCUGGCUCGGGCUUGGGGCUGAGAGAGGCCUAUGACUGCUGCUGCCAUCCUGUGUGUAUGGGCUCCGAGGGAUUGUCUUCAGUUUCUUUUCUCCUUUACCCUUCUAAAAAUAGAGACGUUCAGAACAAUUUGAUGAUAAUGUUCCAGCACUUCUCUGAGCUCUUUGUUUCGUCAACUAACGCUCCUAGAAAAGGCCCUUGAAGUUAAUUGAAGUUUCCAACAGAUUCCAAAGGUCAAUGUGUCUCAGCUCCUUUUGGUCUGCAGGGCCCCAGGUUAAUUAUGGGGUCGAAGACUCCAAGGAGUAGCCUUUGUCUGCUGAGACUGGAGGCAUCUGGGCACAUCACGUUAACCUCAGGAGUGAGGGACCUUCUUGCAAGGAGGGCAGCACAGACUGCUCCAGGAGGUCAUGCCCAUCAGAGAGUCAGAGAUCAAAGGUGAUGCUUAUCUGUUUGCAGGGGAUGCAGGGCAGAAAAAACAGGUAUUUGCUGUAUGAUGGGCCUUGCAGCCCCUCAGCCAGAAGUGCCCUUGGCCGCUGCUGACAUGUCUGCCUCCCAUAGCCACUGAAUCAAAAAAAAUGACAGAAUCUGCUGUACUUUGAGCAAUUGCACACAGCUGUUCCUUAAGCCUGUGUUCAUUAUUCUUGUUCUAGCUGGCUUGACCUUUAGCUAAUUCCUCUUAUUCAUGGUCUGAUCUUGGUUACUGAGGGGAAAAAGCUUGUGUCUUGCACUGUUCUAGCCUGAUGCAAUAGAAUUAUUCAUGGAGAGGGUGUGGUAGAGCUCUCCUUCCACAUCCGCUCUGCUAGCCUUCCGCAGGUGCUGAAGCAAAGGAUGAUAAAGCUCUGUCUGCUCAGGAGUUAGCAUGAAAGCAGAUGUGGUCAGCCAGGUGAGGUAGGUGUUGCUCAAGCUUUCCUUGCUGUAGUCUGCCACAGCACUGAUUGUGCAUGACAAGGAGCUGUCACAGUCAGCCUGGGUUCUCUUGUGUCAUCAAGGGGAGAACAAAGACUAUAGAGCCUGGUACAUUGCUGAGCUUGCAGCAUUUCACCCUGGAAGAGUGACUGCCUAGACACAUUGCUAGAGUUUGGUUGGGGGCUAUUUCUGGGAAGACACUGGGAACAGUCUCUGAGAUGUGAGGACCUCCUGAGUUGAGGUGCUGAGCACAGGAAUAAACUCUGCAUGGUUUGCCUGGGCAGAAGUUUGCUGGAGGAUGUGCUGCUGGUGCUGGACUGGGCUGGCUUGGCUCAGGGAGGUACCAUGACAGAGGGUAGGGAGGAAGGUUCGCUGUAGGUUCUCUGGGUGCCAGGCAGUGGCUGCCCUUUGGCUGCCAUGGGGAGCUGACCUGCUGCAUGGUGGCCUGCUGGCAGGGCCAGCCUGGGCUACCCCUGCUGACAUGGCAGGCUGGAGCCCAGGGCUGGAACCCUAAGGAGCUUUGCCUUUGGACUCAGUUGCAGCCCUACUGCCAUGACUUGGGAGGCUUUGGGCUCUUCCCCUCAUACCCAUGGCAGCUGAGCCGGCACAAACUGAGGGAACAACACAGCCCCUCAUGCAGGGUCUCUGCAGCGUGCAGGGCCCACUCCCCACACAGAGCCUGCUCCCCACACCAGCAUCCCACGCUGUGUCCAGGAGAGGGGGACUGUGCUCUGGCCCUCAUGUGUGGCUCCCCGCACCUGCCUGCCUGCCCACGCUUGCCUGCCACAAACUUCAGACCUGCAAGAUUCAAGUUAAAUAUAGAAACAUCUCAGGGAAGGGCUAAUAGCAUUUGGAAAAGAGAAUUCAGUAGCUACCUUUGGUAACAAAGGCAGAAAUAAUGGGGCCAUGCUAUUGUUAACAGAACUUUGUCUACCAGUGCCUGCAAAAGCUUAGUGGGGAGAAGGGAAGCAGUGGGUCUGUGUGGCAGAUCCCUUGGCCUCUUAAUGAAAUGCUUCCCUCUGCUACCACUGUCCUGUGUUCCCAGAUAACAAGCACAGGCCAGAAAUAGGACUGCUGUUGUGAAAGAAGUUACUUAAUCCUCUUCCAGCUAAGCAAAAAUGUACCAGUGAAGAGCCAAUUCACAGAGCAGAGCUGAAUUACACAGGAGAAAAUUGUGCCUGCAAAUCAAAGGGAGCUGCAGCACUAUGAGAGAGUGAAGACAAAACAGGUUGGUACGGGAGAAUAGCCCAGGGAUAUGCUCAGGGGUGGAAGGCAACAGGAGGGAUUUGUAGAGCCUCUCCCAGCUCCGCUGCAGCAGCACAGGUUUGUGGACAGAUAUGGCUGUCACAAGGUGGGAGGGUGCUAAAUCUGUCCAGAUGUCCUAAGAGGCAGAAGGACCUGGUAAGACCCAGGAACCUCUGAGAAGACAAGAAUUGGUGAAGAAAUGGGGUGUAGUUCUACAUGAAAAGGGGCUGGAGGAAUAAAGAGCAGGCAGGUUACCCAAGGGGAAGCAGGGGCUGAGACGAGCCCGUGCCUGUGCUUGCUGGGUAGGUGGCCCCAGAGAUGCAGCCAUGGCAGUGCCACAUUUGUGAAGCCGCUGAGCCGCUCUGCUUUGCUCUGGCUGCGCUCGGGAAGGCAACAGCCUGUGGGAUGCACCCUCAGCAAAGUGCCAAAGUUUCAGAGAUGAAGGCCAAACCUGCCAGAGAACAGGAAAAUUACCUGCUUUUCAAAGACUGCACCUGCUGGCCUGGAGGAGAGGCAACAGAUCUGAAAAGCCAGGGUGCACAAAGAGCCUUGGUAAUGUGUUACAUGGUAGGAGCAUGGGCUAGUUCUCCAAAUAAGGAAAGGCUCAUGUUGUAAGGAGUUGAAUAGGCUUCUGCUCCAUGAGGUUGCCCUCUUCUACAAUAAGCUGGGCAUUGGGAGUUGAUGUCCUCUCCAUCCAUGCUGGAUGUGAUAAUUUUACAGGGCAAAUGAGACCACUGGAAGGGCUUCCCCGAAAAUGGGGCUUGGUGGGGAAAAAGAGGUCCUAGGCCCUCUGAGGCUGAUCCAAGCACCAAGUUGUUCAGCGGGACAGCUUAUUGAGAGAGUUGUUUGUUUCAAGACAAAAUGAGGGCACACCUUGCACAGUGUACACCAUGCUGGGCACAGAGAGGUCUCACUGCUGGAAUUCCUCGCCUAAUGCUUAGAUGUGAAGGGCUUGGUACACAUGACCCUGCAAGACCAGGAGAGCCUGAUCAUAUCCUCCCAGGGAUACUGAUUUGUCUGGCUUCCUUUGGAGUAUGUGCUCCCUUAGCCCCCUCUCCAUCUGCUCAUGUUUUCCAGGUGCAUUUGAUUUAUACCUACUCAUUCUCUUCUUCACAGAAAUGAGUUUUGGUACGUGUCAGUUGUGUGAGAGAAAAAUUGAUAGAGCGAGCUGCAGAGCAAAGCAGCUGGGAUCUUUCUUAGGAGAGCUGCAGUCGUUAAUUAUAGGACUCUAAACCCCAGCUUAGGCAAGAAGCAUUUUCUACAUCUCCCUCCUUUCUUUUGUACCUCCCUGCGCAGGUUGUCACAUCAAAGCCAGGAUUUGGGGAUGAGUCAAAACAACACCCACCUUUCUGAAUAAAAAUGGGAUGCCAAGUGCCAGGGAGCAGCUCUUUUCUGGCUCCCUCCUCUCCCAAACUAGCAUGAGGGGCACUGCACCUCUCCCUGACGAGGGCUGCAGACAGCACUUAUCUGUCCCUUGGGCCUGCUCCUGCUUCUUCCCUGCCUCAGGCAGCAUGGUGAGUCAGCUGCUGGGUACCAAAGCUUCUCAGCCCUGAUCUGAGCAGCAGCGUCCUCUCCUUGGCUCAAGGCUCUGCAGCCAGGCUGGUACCUUGGGGUGCCAGGUUCCCUAGGGGUCCAUUUUGUUAGCCAAGUCACUGAAGAGCUGGAUAUUUUCGUCCCCAGCAGCUUCACAUGUGCAUCCCAGGCAGAACCAGCAGCACUGGAAAGGGUUUUUUCUGCAUGAAUUUACCCCAGGUAAAAGAGAGUGGGGGGGAAAAGAGGGAAGAACCAACCUCAUCAUCCUCAAAAGCUUCAUACUCCCUAUGCACGUGCCGAGCUGAUAUGUUUCUGGUUGAUAAUCCCAGUACAGGCUGUGCUCUUGCCCUGUUUCAGAGACUGCCUACACAGAUAACUUCGUCUUAGCAUCACCAGCUUGCUCACAGCCUUUGCUGGUGUCACCUCAUGAUCUGUAACACUGAGAUAAGAGCACUUGCUGCAGCAGGCUUCUGCCUGCAUUCACAGCUAAGAAGAGAGAGGGCUACAGACAUACUCAGGGUAGAUAAAGCCGAUUUGGUCACUGCACAGAAGACAGUUUUGUGUUUUCCUCAAAGCCUCGCAGGCCUGCCAGGAGAUGUGUGUGCCUAGCCAAGGGAGGCAUUGUCACCAGAAGCAGAUUUUCGUGCCCCAGAUGGAUGCUCAUGGCCUUUUGCUGGGUCUUGGGCAGGGAGAGAAAGGAAGAGGGGCGCUGGCUCGCUAAUUAAGAGACUUUCUCUCUCUGCUGCCUUUCUGCAGCUCAGAGGGGGAGGCAGGAACUGUGCCUGAUGAGAGUCUCUUGUGUGUGCUGGGACCUCUCUUAAAAGCUGCUAAACAUUAAAAAAAAAGAAAGAAAAAAAAUUCCACAAGCGCUUUGAUAGUCCUCACAAGAAAGUGAAACAGAAGAGCCUUUGAGCUGCACUUGUAAGAAAAACCUCUGUACAUUGCUCGGGGAAGAAAGGCUGGUGGAGCUGAAAUCUGGCAACAGUCCCCAGCUGGCAGGGAGAUGUUUCUGUGCUGCAAGCUCCUGUCAUGGCUGAUGCAGAGAGAGGGAAAGCGCCGGAUCCUCUGUAGGCACCUUGAACCCACCGGGGCGGCAGUGGCAUGGGGAGGAUGAGCCAGCUUGUCUUCUGCUUCCAUGCUGGGGCAUGGCCCCGGGCUCUCCUGGCAGAGGCACCCAACCUCACCACAUCACAGCCCCUCUGGGCCCCCGCCUGCUGUGGGAGCCCCCCGGCCUGGCAGCCUCCCCCUGCUCUGCACCCCCCACGUUUCCAUAGCAAUCGCUGGUGUCAGCUGCGUGGGGGAGCCGAUGGAGGCAAAUGAAGGUUUGUCCCCACCCUGGGCCAGCCGUGAGGUGGGAGGAGAAGACAAGCAUCCUGAUGCUUCUGCUGGAGGCUGCCCCAGUUUGCCCCUGGCCAGGCCAGGGCUUGAGGGUGCAGUAGGAGCGUGUAGCCUGCAGGGGCUCUGCAGGUUUGGGGGGGGACUGUGUGCACCCCAGAGUCAUCCUCACACAAUCCCUGCCCUGCCCAUACCAAACAGAUGCCACCCCUGAUUUUGUGUUCUCUCCUCCUGCAUCAUGUCUCUUCCACAGCCUGCUCCAUUUUCCCUCCCUUGUUUCAUUGUCAAUCAAUGAAGCCAGAAAUCAAUCUUUGGCUUUAAUGGAAAACACACGGUGGUGGCAGGAGAGUCACAGGAAGCUUUGAAAGCAGUGUUUUAUUCCUAGGAUGAGGGAAUGGGGCACUGGAGUAAAACUCCAGGGGAGGACAGGUGGGCCAAGUGAUGGAGGGGAGUACUGGUACACAAAGCAGUGCCUCAGCAAGGAGAGGAGAGGCUCAAAAGAGUUCCCUGCACCCUCAGCACCAAGGGGAGAAUGAAUUUAACCAUCUGCUAACCACUCCCCUCACUCCACACACAGACAGGAGAAAGGGGAGACCUGUCUAUUCAGUUUGGUGGGCCCUUUCAGAAAAUAAAAUAAAAAUGGCAAUUCAAGCCCCAAUUGUUUAGCAUUUAAAAAACCCCACAAACCAAACCACAUUUUAAAAGCUGGGUCAGCUAUGAGAUAGAGCUGUCACAUUGAAAGACAGCCAAACUGCUUCAUUUGGAAAAUGUCUAAACAAAAUGUUUUGACAUUUUCAAGAAAAAAUUAUCCCAUACAUUUUCAGACAAAACUUGCUAACAAA
Messenger RNA from Colius striatus (speckled mousebird), 11187 nucleotides. RefSeq names its product iron-sulfur cluster assembly 2 (gene ISCA2). The transcript has 4 exons. Gene Ontology annotation, molecular function: iron ion binding; 2 iron, 2 sulfur cluster binding; 4 iron, 4 sulfur cluster binding. Gene Ontology annotation, cellular component: mitochondrion. Gene Ontology annotation, biological process: iron-sulfur cluster assembly. The record is from RefSeq and is a predicted model, not a curated record. The coding region runs from base 22 to 540 and encodes 172 amino acids. NCBI's taxonomy places the organism in Eukaryota, Metazoa, Chordata, Aves, Coliiformes, Coliidae.